Molecule: messenger RNA, 1444 nt
Organism: Nicotiana attenuata
Lineage: Eukaryota; Viridiplantae; Streptophyta; Magnoliopsida; Solanales; Solanaceae
Exons: 5
Coding region: 392-826 (144 amino acids)
Source: RefSeq, a predicted model, not a curated record
AGUAAUGGGUACAAUAGAGGUGGUUUUUCAAUAUCAUAGAGCACCUUCUAAUCAGCUUCCCAUAUAUUCCUAGUACUAGUAAACGUUUACUUAAUUUGAUUUGAAAUUUGUUUGUAUGUCUAUAAAAGCCUUAGUGCUUUACUUUCCCUUUACCAAAACAUUUUGUUUGAGCUCUCCAUCUUCUACUUUCAAUUGAUUAGCAAAGCAAAGUUUCACUAUUAUAAGUUUUGUUCAAGCAAAUCUCAUCAAAUAGCAACUUACUCUUCAACAACGUGAAGGUUCGACAGCUCAAUUUCACCCUUACAGACAUUUCUUCCACCAGAAUUUUCUCCUAAAAUACAUAUUAGUCUUCACCAAUUGAAGAGCACGGAUCCCGCCUCAGAGAGCACUAAUGGCGAAGGAAGCAGCUGAAUUACGAAGCAAAAAUCAACGAGGAACUAAGGAAAGUGCAGCAGUAACUGAAAAUUUUGGAGGUAAACAAUUGAGCCCUAAUAUCAAUGAAAUAGUACCAGGAAAGCUGGGAAAUGGAAAGCAAAAGGAAAUCGAAGCAAUUCAAGUAUGGGAAGAAGUUCAGGAAGCAUCAACAAGCAGUAGUCCAACAUUGCAUGCGCGAGAAGGAAGGAAGUCAUGGGCUGAUGAAGCAGAGGAGGUGAAUGAAGAACAGGGGAAGAAGAGUUCAGUGUGGGACAACUUUGAUAUUGCAAAAAUAUCAAACGCUGGAUACAAACUGGAGUACGUCCAACCAAAAAUGACUGCAUCUACAGCAUCUAUCAUGUGCGGGGAGGUAUUUGUGUUCAUCAAAAAUAAAGGAUGGGAUAUAUUUUAAAAUUCGUCAAACUGAAUUUAUGGGAUCCAUACAUGGGAUUUGAGAAAAAAGCCGAAAUCCUUAAAAGAAAAACAGAACAAUUGAUCAGUCGAAGAAAGGAUAUCAUGGAUGCAGUAAAAGAUGCAGAACUUCAUUCCAGCAAAAAAAGAAAGGCAGAGGUUGACAAUUGGAAAAAAGACGUCGAAAAUCUGGAAAACAUUCUCGGCAUAUACAAGGGAAGAAUGACUUGUGAUUCUAUUCAACGUAUAACAUUUCGGCAUUGUGGGAAUCCAAAGAGACUUCCAUUUACUCUUCCUCUUAUAAAUGGGCAGCCAUCAGCUCCUCCAGCACUUGAAGAAAUCAAAAUGAUUAGAAAAGAAUGGGAAUCUUUGGAAUGGGACCAUCCUCAAUUCAACAACGUCCUCCUUCUUUUUGUCAAACAUUAGCUUUUUCAAUUUUACUUGGUCGCUCUUGCUGCGUUGAUGUCUCAGUUUGUCGUACAGCUUGUUUGGAGGGUUGUUAUGUAUCGUUUCAUAAUCUAUCGUACAAUAUUGUGUUGUAUUUAAUGUAUCGUUUUGAUGUAUUGGAGUAAUAAUUUGGAACACUUUUUGUUGUCAUCAUUUGGAUGGAUUUGCUAGU